Molecule: messenger RNA, 2653 nt
Organism: Manduca sexta (tobacco hornworm)
Lineage: Eukaryota; Metazoa; Arthropoda; Insecta; Lepidoptera; Sphingidae
Product: pre-mRNA-splicing factor 38B
Exons: 3
Coding region: 1134-2144 (336 amino acids)
Biological process (GO): DNA integration; DNA recombination
Molecular function (GO): DNA binding
Source: RefSeq, a predicted model, not a curated record
ACCUGUCAAUGUCAUUGUACUUUUUUGUGUGCUGCGCGCUGUUCACGUAUUUUAAUUUUGUGUUAAAAUGGGAAAAGACAAGAAAAGAAAACGCGAUAUGAUCAACGAGUUGAGCGAGCGGCUAAUGGAGCUCGAGAAACGUAUGAGGCGGAGACAUUCGGAUGACUACGAAACGAGCCCGAGUUCUCAAGGCUCGCGUCACCGAGAGAGGAGUGAAUCGCGCCACCGACAGAGGAGUGAGUCACAUCAUCGACAGAGGAGUGAGUCGCGUCAGCGAGAGACGAGUGAGUCGCAUCAUCGAGAAAGGAGUGAGUCGUGUCAACAGCAUCAGACUUCAAUAAUACCCGACACAAUACAACAAACACUGGGGGAUCCUCCUUUGCCAUCAAAUAUUGAGGAACUUUUGGGCGAAGAAGGCACACCUUCUGCCAAUAAUGCUAUAAGCAUCCAUGAUGGAUUGUCCAGGCGCUGGACUACAAUAAUUCAAAAUGGUCUCAAGGAAGACACAAAAUACAAAUUAUAAAGAAAUAUGACACUCCCAAAAUCUACCGUUAUUGAUUCCACCCAAGCUUAAUGAAGAAGUAGUGGCUGCCAUGAAUGAUAGUGGUAUCAAGAGAGAUAGGAGAAUUGCUGAACAGCAAGUUGUGUUGGGUGCAGCAGUGACAUGCAUUGCAAAGGUGCUGAAUAAUAUAAUUUGUCUGGACAACAAGGAAAACAUUGAAAUCCUAAGUGACUCUGGUAGACUACUUUGUGAUUUGUAUUACAAUAACUGUAUGACAAGGAGAUCUUUGAUUCUUCCGGGACUUAAUAAGGAGAUGAAAGAGUUAAUGGAGAAAACACCAAUUUCAGAGUAUUUAUUUGGUGAUAAGCUUCAGGAAAAAGUGAAUGCCGUUAAAGCUGUAAAAAAGUCCGGACAAGAAUUAAAAAACACACCAACUCAGGCAAAACCACCUAUGAAACCGAAUCAAAAAAACUACAGGGGCCCACAACGGCUGCAGGCAGCUCGUCCCAGUGGGCCGAAACAAACAAAGAAGAUAAGGCAUGUGGCGAAACCAACAGUUCGGGCGAAGCGGUCGCCCCCGAGGCACUAUCAUUCCCGGCGCCAGAAUCGCCGGUAGAUCAGGUACAAACAGAUGUCCGCACCCCUUACACAAGAACCUGAGAUUGGUAGCCGCCAAAUUAUCAGGCGCGCGUUUCUGAAUAGGGGGAUGCCAGCUUCUUCAAUUGACAUAAUGCUAGCCUCACUGUCACUUAAGACUACCAAACAAUAUGAAUCCGCUCUUAAACAGUGGAUACUUUUCUGUAAAAGCCAGGGUGUAGAUCCUCUCUCAUAUUCAGUUCAAACUGUAAUUGCUUUUUUGACUUCUAAGUUUCAUGAAGGAUUGUCCUAUAGUACACUCAAUACUAUGAGGUCAGCUAUUUCCCUAAUUCUGGGCCCACAAUUGGGGACAGAUGAACGGAUGACUAGGUUCUUCAAAGGCAUAUUUAAAUUAAGGCCUAAAAAGCCUAAAUAUGAAGUAGUCUGGGACCCUAGUAUUGUUUUAGAUUACUUAUCCAGUUUAUACCCUAAUGAAAGCCUCGGUUUAGAAUUAAUUACCAAAAAGUUGGUUACUCUAAUGGCUCUAGUAACGGCACACAGAAUUCAAACCUUAUCUCUCAUAUGUAUUGACAAUAUUACAAUUAAUGAUAAUAAUGUCACAAUUAAAAUUACAGAAUUAAUAAAAACAUCUGCUCCAGGUAGACCUCAACCUAAUUUAAUAUUACCAUUUUUCAAAGAAAAUUGUAGUAUAUGUCCUGCAACAACUCUUUUAUGUUAUUUAAACUAUACUGCAAAAUUAAGGCAAGAUUGUAAGAAAUUAAUUAUUACAACUAAGAAACCCUUUCAUGCAGCAUCUACAACUUCUAUUAGUAGAUGGAUAAGACAAAUUUUAUCCAGUAGUGGUAUAGACACUGCCAAAUUCACUGCAUAUAGCACAAGACAUGCAUCUACUUCAAAGGCUUCUGAAGGCGGAAUUAAUAUUGAGGUCAUAAGGAAGGCUGCAGGUUGGAGCCAGAGAUCUCUAACUUUUGCCAGGUUUUACAAGAUGCCUAUUGUUGGAGAUCCUAAUGCCUUUGCUAAUUCUGUAUGCUCUAUAAGUAGCUGAUUAACUAUGGUUUUAAUUAUGUAUGUUGAUUUUGUGUUCUAUAUAUACCUAAAUAAUUGUUUAACUAAAUUGUUACCUAUGUGUCCAACAAAGAUUAAGACUGAUUAGUAAUAAACUUAUGAUUAAUGAAUAAGAUUUAUAAAUGUAUGAUUAAUUAAAAAUAUAAGCAUUAAAUAUAUAAUUAUUAAAAUAGUCUCUGGACUAAUAGACAUAAUAGUUAUCUAUUUGCAUCACCCUAUGGGCAACCAUGUAUAUGUAAACUUAUAUAUAUCGUUAUGGGACAACAAAUUAUAAUAAUAUAUAUUUUGUUAUUUAAUAACACAACUUCUUUCUUUAAACAUCUACAAUGUACAAAAUGAGGACGAGAUUAUUUCCUAUAAUUAAAUAGAUCGGACUAACUUACCAAGUGACGUCCGAUCCUCAAUUAUGGGAAGUAAUCUCGUCCUCAUUUCGGUCCCAACCCUAGAUUACAUCCUUCCUUUUCUAUCUAAUAUGGUUGACUAUAGUUC